CCCCGGGGGGCCCCAGGGACGGUGCCGGAGUGCGGGGAGGCCAGGGGGGCACCCCCGGCGGCACCGGGGCGAGGGGAGAGCCGCGGGGCAUCGCCGGGCGUGUCCCGCGGUUCCGCAGCUCGCCCGUCACGCGUGUUUAUCGCCUUUGCAGAGACUGACAGCUGCGCUCCGCUAUCGGCUUUAGGUGCUCCUGCCUCGUAAUUCUCUUCUGCGUAAGCUAAGCUGCCUUUGCCCCCCCCGAGUCAGAGCAGUCUGGUUUUUUUUUAAGCAGGCAGACUCUUGCAAAUCGUGCAGUAGCAGUGUGUGAGCGGGUGUGCGAUUCUUGUACGCUGGUAUCUGCGGUGCUGCCAUCGCACAUCGCUCCGUUCGUGAUUUGGGAAGUGUUCUCCUGGAGUUCCAGUUGACGUAGAAGUGCUUAUUUUCAGAAGUAUGGGGACUAUGUGCUGUAGCACAGGCCUGUUUUGUUGCCAACAUAAUUUGUUCUGAUGGUUUUAGUCUCUCUGCUCAAUGAAAUCAGAAGACAGUAUGAUCUUCAGUUUAAUAUUGAGGGCAGAGUGGGAGAGUGCAGCUUCUUGUGGAAUGAAGUAUAUUUGGUUUGGAAGUAUUUUUGAAGUAUAGGAAGACCAUUUGAAGUGUUGCCUUUAAGAUGUCAGUGCAUUUUUUACAUCUGAUUUUUUCAAAGCUUAAUUCCGUCGUCUUUCAGCAAAGUUUGGUUCAUCAUUGUUAACCUGGCAGUUAAACUUAAGAACUUAAGCUAGAAUCUAUAGUUCUUUUAACGUUUGUGCUUUAUGGGUUUUUUUCAUAUGUACCUGAAACGUGUACUUAAAGACAUUUUAUUUCUUAGGAAAUCUUGUGGCAAAUUGUAAAAGUCAUAGAAAUUAAUAAAGGUCAAUUUACCGAACUCAAUCAUGCUAUGGUACAGCACCAUAAAGAUACUGACUAACCAAUCAAGACUUCAGUGUAGACUGUUUCAGGGCAGUCAAAGCCAUAUUUAAUUUACAAAUUCAUAUGAUGGUUGGAAGAUGGAAUUUUUUCUCUUUCUUUAAUUACAGUGAGCAACCAUGGAGUUUAGUUCAGCACUUUUUGUUGUGAAACGACCUAGUCUGUGACUUCUAAGGCUUUUCACAUUGUCGCUUGUAUCCCAGUAGCUAAAAAAUUGAAAAUGCUUAUGGAGCCAAAAUGUCAUUGAUAAAUCCUCCAUGCGUGUUUGAAAUUCAGGUUUCCUGCUGCAGCUCAGCAGAUGAAGAGUUGGGUUAUGGUAGAACAAAAGUUAAGUGAGUAUUUCAGUUAAUCCAUCUGUGAGGGUGAAACUUGUCUGUUGUGCAGGUGUUAAAGGAGAAAAUAAGACUGAGGUCUGGGCAGAGGAGAGGGACUGGUCUGAGGGAGGGAAUAGCUUUGGGAACUUGGGAGGUUAAAAUAUAAAACAGGGUUAGAAAUGGCCAACAUGACUUGAAUAGCUCAGCUGUGAGUAAGAGCUUUUCAAGUAGUUCCUGGCUAAGGGUCAGUUUGAUACUUUUAGUGUGACUGUUUAGUGGUGGUAUAAAUUGCAGAUUUCAAAGGUAGUUUUUAAAAUAGGUAUUUAUUUUAAAGAAUUUACAGUUUGUAUUAGGAUCCAAAAUAUUUUUUUGGGUUGAAUCUCUUCUUAAAGUCCUGAGGCAGCAAGAAGCCAUUUGAGACAAGUUUGUUUCGUGUCCUAGAUUUCAUAUCAGCGUUAACAACUUUAUUAAAGGUUUCAGAAGACUUGCUGUGGGCAUUUUUAAUGGGAUAAGUGCUGCAGGGAAUUCACUCUGGUGACAUUCUGUGUUCUAUCUGAGAAGAUGACUUUGAGAGCUGAGUGAAAAUGAAGCUCUGCAAAAGGUGGAAGUUCUAACAGCAUCUGGUUCUGGAGCUCGUAGGAUGUUCCUAAGAAGGCAAAUUAAAGAGUGAAGUGUCAGAAAAACUAAAGGUGGCUUCAGAAAAGGAAGGAGUGUACGUUUGCAGCUGUCUUUUCUAUUAUGGGUUUGUGUCAGAAGUCUGUGGAUGUAGGCACACAAACUGUUUUCAGUGCUGAGUCCAUGAAUAGCCUAGUCCAUACAAAAGUAAAUAUAAAAACUAUGCCUUAUUAACGUGCAUAAGUUAGAUUACUUACACAGUCUAAUAGAGCAGUGCAGCAGGAGAAUAUUUUUGUCUGAUGGUUUGCUCUAAACUUCUUUAAAACAAUGCAAUUAAAAUCAUACUGCAUAUUUACAUAUAACAGCAGAGAAGUGAACUGUUUGCCUUUUGGGAUGAUAUGGAUGGAAAUUUGAUGGAAAUACCAAUCUUGUGUCACAGUAUUUUAUAAGAAAUCUAGAUUUCAAAUCAGAUAAAUAUUAUUUUUAAAUUGAGAAAGGGUAUAAUUUUUAGGUUUGUUCCCAUCCUCAGGGUGGUGAUGGCGACAGCAGCUAAUUUGUAUUAGUGACUAGAAAACUGAGUGUAUGAGACUAUCCAAGUGAAAAUUAAAAUAAAGUGGUCAUACCAGAUGGAACCUGGGCACAAAUGGAUAAAUAAAGGGAAAAACUCCAAAAUAUUCCAAGUAGUGCUGGCAUUUCUUCAUGUAAUCUGCAAAGUGAGCCAUUUGGUUUAACUGAAGACAUGGUUCUUCCAGUUCAUUUUAAGUCUCAAUAAUCCAUAGGUGACUGAAAAGAGUUUUCUCAUUUGUCUCAUUUUAAUGUAGCAGUAUUUAUUUUAGCAAGGGUAUGAAACAUACAGCAAGAAAUUAUUCUCAAUAUUUCAUAUAUACGGAGAUCUCAUUACUCACCAUGAUCCUUUAUGCUACUCAUUCUUAUUUUUCUUAAAGAUAAUGGUGUUUUUCAGUAUCCAUGUACUGUAUUGAAAUAAAUGGAUCUAGACAUUAAAAGGUACUGAUAUGGUAUUCAUGCCUUGAGAAGACCAGCCUUGUUAUUUUCGGUGUAUUUGCAUGCCUCAGAUGUCAGUGAAAAACUCAGCUCAACCAUGAUUUGUAUUUAAAUAGGUUUGGCAAGGAGACAUGGUUAGAAUAUAUCAUUUAAUCGCUAAGAAAAAUAGUGAUGCUCAGAGUGAUGCAAUGAAAGAUAGUUAAUUUCUAACUGAAACCUGCUUUUUUAAACCAGUUGUCAGCAUAUGGCUUCUGUUUGUAUGAUUUUAGCAGUCUGUAGAAUGUAAUGGGAGUGCUGCUGGUUAUUGUUUGGUUCUGGGUGCAGAUCAGUGCAGGUGUUGUACAGGAAGAACAGGAAAGGUGCAUUUCUAGUCACUUACAGAGAAAGGGAAAUUCUGUGUCAGAGAGGAGGGAAGUUGUUUGUAAACAAAGUGCUUACCUAAACUGGGGGGGAAAACCCCUCUUUCUCUUUUAGUCACAUUUAUUUAUUCUAGCUUAUCCUGGUAAAUGAGGCUGAAUGCUUUUAUUCAUCUUUGAUAUCGGAAGGAGCAUGUCAAAAGCAGAUAUUUGCAAUACUUUAAAAUUGUUCAGUGGAUUUCUUGGAAAUGUCAUUUGUCUGUUCUCAGACUUUGGUCUGUGUGUAUUUUAAGAUGUGUACGGUUUGAUGGAGUGGAUUAUUGGUGCUGCCUUUUUUUUAAUAGGAGCUCUUGGUGCUGUUUAAUGUCUUUUUAUUGUUUGGUGAGAACCGAGAGAACUAAAUUUAUUGUUAUGCUAUUAAUGUUUUGGAGGUAGUGAUGAUGAUGAAUUUUCUUACCCUUGCCCUGCUGAUUUGAUUUCACCUGCAUUUACUUCAUUUUAAAUGUCAUGGCAUGAAUUUUGCCAUGCUGGAUGUUCUCCAAGUAGGAGCAGUGAUGUUGCCUGCAAAUACUACAGUUGAACUCUCUUGCAGCUCAGGAGUGUAUAAAGACCUGAAGGACUGAGAAUUUUUGUGCUGUAAAGUGGUACAGAAUUUGUUAUGUCUUGAGUUUUCUUGGAUCUCACUUGGAACAGCAGACUAUUUGAGCUGUAACAAAGAUAAUUUGUUCUUGAGGUACUCAAUUGUUAAAAAGCUGUUGUCUAAGCUUAACUGAAACCCACCAUAUAUGAACUCUCAUGAAAUCUUCUGACUAAACAGUUUUUAAUUAAUUUAGUUCUUUAUUUUACCCUCAUUUUUCUCCAGUUGGUCAGCAUUAGCAAUUCUUCAGCAAAAUAGAGUAGGGCAAGAUGUGAGUUUUGAGCUGUUUAGUCUGCAAUCCAAAAAUCUAGGUAAAAAAGUGAUGUAAUCUAUUAGUGGCAAAAGGCUUUAACACCAGACAUAUUUUUGUGUAACUUCUAAGUUUGUCUCAAGGAAAUAAGUUUGUCACCAUUAUAACUCAGAGAAUUUUUUUGUUUGUUUCUUCUCCCCACCAAAGAUGUGUAUUAUUGCACACUGAAAGUGUGCUCUGGUUAAUUUUAUGAAGGAAAUGUGUAGGCGAGAUAUGUUUGCUUUGCUAAAAAGUGAUGAAAGAGUAGCCAUCGGGUCUUCUUUAUAAACUUUAUUAUUCUUUCAGCAGACCUCUUGGAAGUCUAAACCAUGGAGGACGAGGAGAGCCGAGCGCAGCUCCCGAGUGAGAAGCAGGUGCCCGGCUCCGAAGGCGGUGACGCGUGGAACGUCACCGACACCAACCGACUGCGGCACUUCUUGUGCUUCGGCUCAGAGUGCGGUGCCUACCACGUCAGGGAGCAGAAGCUGGGCUUUGAGAAUGCAGCAGCCUUACUGAGGCUGAUUGAAGAGGGCAGGGGUUGUGAAGUUGUUGAAGAAAUUAAAGCAUUUAGCCAAGAGGGCAGAGCGGCAAAGCAGGAGCCCCUGCUUUUUGCCCUCGCGGUUUGCUCGCAGUGCUCUGAUGUGAAAACGAAACAAGCGGCGUUUAAAGCUGUCCCUGAGGUGUGUUGCGUACCAACCCAUCUCUUUACUUUCAUCCAGUUUAAAAAAGAUCUGAAGGAGGGCAUGAAAUGUGGCAUGUGGGGCCGUGCACUGAGGAAAGCUGUUGCAGAUUGGUACAAUGGAAAGAAUGGCAUGGCUCUUGCUUUAGCAGUUACAAAAUAUAAGCAAAGAAGUGGUUGGUCUCAUAAAGAUCUUCUGAGGUUGUCCCACCUAAAACCUGCCAGUGAAGGAAUUGCUGUAGUCACUAAAUAUAUUACCAAGGGGUGGAAAGAUGUCCAAGAAGCUUAUAAAGAGAAAGCAGUUUCUGCUGAGACUGAAAAACUCCUAAAGUAUCUGGAGGCCGUGGAGAAAGUAAAACGCACAAAAGAUGAAUUGGAAGUUAUUCAUUUGAUAGAGGAAUAUGGUCUAGUUAAAGAGCAUCUCCUGACAAACCACCUGAAAUCUAAGGAGGUUUGGAAGGCAUUGCUGAAGGAGAUGCCCAUUUCUGUAUUGUUGAGAAAUUUAGGAAAGCUGACAGCAAAUGCAGUGCUUGAACCACGAGGUUCAGAAGUGGCAAUAGUAUGUGAAAAACUGAGAAAUGAGAAAUUGCUAAAAAAGGGUAAAAUACAUCCAUUGCAUAUUUUGGUUGCAUUAGAAACAUAUAAAGCUGGACAUGGAAGCAGAGGGAAGCUUUGGUGGCGUCCUGAUGAAGACAUUUUAGAAGCUUUAGAUGCCUCAUUUUACAAAGCUUUCAAGACACUUGAACCAACAGGAAAACGCUUCCUACUUGCAGUUGAUGUCAGUGCAUCAAUGACACAAAAAGUUUUGGGCAGUGUGCUCAAUGCGAGCACCGUUGCAGCAACGAUGUGUAUGGUUGUAGCACGUACUGAGAAGGAUUCCCACAUUGUUGCUUUCUCACAUGAAAUGGUCCCGUGUCCAGUGAUGGCUGAUAUGACAUUACCUCAAGUUUUAGUGAAAAUGUAUGAAAUUCCAGUGGGUACCACUGAUUGUUCCCUUCUGAUAUGGGCUCAAAAAACUGAGAGAGCUGUUGAUGUCUUCAUUGUAUUUACUGAUAAUGAGACCUUUGCUGGAAAUACUCCUCCUGCCACAGCCCUUAGAGAAUACAGAGAGAAAAUGGGUAUUCCUGCAAAACUGAUUAUUUGUGGAAUGACCUCAAAUGGUUUUACAGUGGCAGACCCAGAUGACAGAGGCAUGUUGGAUAUAUGUGGCUUUGAUACGGGAGCUUUGGAGGUCAUUCGAAACUUCACUUUGGAUUUGAUUUAAUUUUUCUAGGCAUUUGCUCUUCCCAGUGGGUCCACUGUUGGCAACAGACUUCACCCUGGGAACUCCCAGCCAAAUAUACUUUGUUAGAAUAUGGCAUAUUAUAUAUACACGUAUCAGAAUGUUACGUGAGGUGGUGGCAGUUCAAGCAUCUCUGACUAGAGCUUCUCACUGAGGUGUUUGUGAGGUUGAACAUAACUGUGGUCUCGUGCAAAUCUAACAAACUAAGAAAAACUCAGCGCUUGCAUCUCUAGUGUCAAAAGAGCUGUCAGUAGCCAGUGAUCCCCCUGCCCCUGGAGGUGGCACCAGAUGUCACCACUGUCACAUCUGGACUUGGCGCCACACAGGAACACCCUGCACCACUCGGACACUCCUGGCUGUGCCUGUCAGUUGAAUCAGAUCACCCUUCAGAACCCUGCAGCACAGCUGGCAGCCCUUCUCCACACCCUUUGAGAAAGGCAUCUCGACUCCUGAACCACCUUCCUUGUCUCCAGCAUGCUCAUUUUCCCAAGGCAGUUGGGUUUUUUUCCUGUCCACACGCUCGAGACUUUUCUUGGACUUACUCCUGGAUCAGUCUAGGCACCAUGGAGCUGCAUCAUCCCUUGAGAGAUACCCACAGUAACUGUGUGUGCUCGGAGUCCUGUGGCCCAUCAAGAGCCAGUCUGUAUCUGUUCCAGAGGGUAAACAGGACCCCCUGUCAUGACCAGAUGACGGCAAGGGCACGGUGUGCUGUACAAACCCACUAAGCUUCAGCAAGGUCUGCCUGGCCAGCCUGGCCUGCUCCACAUGGAUCACCCCAUCCCUGUUGUCCUCCAGUUCCACAGCAUCCACUGACUUGAAGAGAGGGAUGGUUUUGCCUGGGCCUGUGGAAGAUGCCAGCACAUCAGACAUUUCCAUGUCAUCAUGCCAGACCCUGCUCUUGCUGUCCACCAGUGCUGGAGUCGGCCCAAACCGCCAGCUUGGCCAAGUCCAGCUCCCCGCUAGGGUAAGUGAAGAAGGCCACGAUGUCGACCCCCUCCUCAUGGACUUUGGAGUUGUUGUGCUGCAGGUACUCUCACAGCCACAGGAACAGGGGGUUGUACUCCUGCUGGACGUCCAGCUUCUUGUCCCCCAGGACUUCAGCAGCAGCUGAGACCAGUGGUACCAGGAAGGGGCUGGACCUGGUCACCCAGUGCCAGCAGAUGGAUCACCUUCAGUGCCCUGAGUACUGCUUGAAGCUGGAGUAGUUGAGGAGUGUGCAAAGGAAGCUGAUGAGCUCCAGGAGGCCAAGGGGCAGGCAUGGAGGUCAGUGCUGCCUGGUGGGCACCUCCAACCACCCUCUUCAGCUCCUCCACUGCUUGAGUGCAGUUCUUGUUGUCCUCCUGGUCCAGCAGGUGAGCCUGCAGCUCUUGGGUCAAAAAUCUGGACUUCAGGAUGGGCUGGAUGGGGGCAUUGGUGCUGUGUCCUCACCCUCCUGCAGGCUCCUCCAGCUCCAGACCAGGAGCAGAGUGAAGUCCUCAUAAUCCAGGAGGGAACAGUGUCCUGCUGCUCCACUUAAACAGGCACAAGUCUAUGGGGCUGCAUUCAAUCCAUCCAAGGGUACUGAGGGAGCUGGCAGACGAGCUUGCCAAGCCACUCUCCAUCAUUUUUCAUUAGUCGUGGACAUCAUCUUAAUCACACAGCACUUGCAGGACAACCAAAGGAGCAGGCCCAGCCAGCAGGGGUUUAGGAAAGGCAGGCCCUGCCUCACCAACCUGAUCUUCUUCUAUGACAUGGUGACCUGAACAGUGGAUGAGGGAAAGGCUGAAGAUACGUCUGCCUGGACUGUAGGAAAGCAUUUGACACUGUUUCCCCCUGUUUCUCCUGGAGAAGCUGACAGCCCCUGGCUUGGAUGGGUGCCCUGUUAGUGGAUAAAGAACUGGCUGAUGGCCGGGCCCAGAGUGGUGGUGAGGGGAGUUUCCUCCAUCACCAGUGAUGUCCCCCAGGGAUCAGUAUGGGAUCAGUCCUGUUUAACAUCUUACUGAUGAUCUGGAUGAGAGGAUCAUUUACAUGUGACCUGAGGUUGGGCAGCAGGAGGGUGGAUGUCCUGGAGGGUAGGAAGGUGCUGCAGGAUCCUUGGACCCGGGACUGUUGGAUGAAGGUCAACAAGGCCAAGUGCUGGGUCCUGCACUUGGGUCACAACCAGCCCAUGCAGCGCUCCAGGCUUGGGGAAGAGUGGCUGGAAAGCUGCCCGGUGGGAAAGGAUCUGGCCUGUAUCAGCAAUAGUGUGGCCAGCAGGACCAGGACAAUGAUUGUCCCCCUGUCCUUGGCACUGGUGAGGCCGCACCUCAAAUCCUGUGUCCGGUCAAGCAUUUGGAACAGGCUGCCCAGGGGAGUGGUGGAAUCAUCAUCUCUGAAGUGUUCAAAAAACUCGUGGAUGUGGUGCUUAGGGUAGUGGUAGAUGUGGCAGUGUUAGGUUAAAGGUUGGACUCCAUGAACUCGGAGGUCAUUUCCAACCGUAAUGAUCCUGUGAUUCUUUGUUACCUUUUUGUGAAGGGAAAACAAGAAAAGCAGAUGAGAAAUCUCUUUUCUCUUUUUUCCUGUUGCACAAGAUUUAAAAUAACGGUGGGAAGUUUGCUGAAAGUGGCUACAGGGUAUACAUAAUUUAAUUUCACUUAUAAUAGGUUAUAAAUAUGGAGAGAUUUUUAAUUUCCCCCUCCCCUGUUGCUGUGGAAUGCUUGUUUGCGAGAAUAAAUUGAUGAAUUACAUUUAGAAUGGGGCUGGAAAAAAAUGGGUUUAGUAUUUUUAAUGAUGUCAGUUUAACAGCAACUUCACUGAGAGGGACUUUUCUUCGUGCUUUUUAAAAUCUUUGUAUUUUAAGCAUUACUAAGGUUCAAUGGUUUCCAUGGUUACAGUUAAAACCUACUAAACCUAAAAGUAUUUUCUGGUACAUAUUGAGACCAUGUGACUGUGAUACAGGAUAAAAGUUAUCCAGGGAAAUUUUAUACUGAUAAAACUGAAAGUGGAAGAGCUCAUGCCAGUCUUUUUCUAUGUAGAUCAUCAUCUGGGUUUUCAGGAGUAAAUAUCUCUUCAGAUAAAUUGAGGGGCAGUUUCUGCACAAUACGGUUUCAGAAGCACUAUUUUAGAAUUAAUAGGCUUUAAAGGAAGUUCUAAAAACUGUUUUUAGUAGAAAAAGACCUUGGAAAUGACUGUGAUGCCACAUUCAGUCCAUGUUACAACUUCAGGAAGCAUCAGCACACUUUCAGCAAGAAAGAUCAACAAGUGCAUGUGUCUUGGCCUGCUCUCCAAAGCUGAGUGGGAACAACCAGAAACCAUAAGCUACUUUUUUUUUUUUUUUUCCAAAAGAAUGUAUUCAGUGAUACGGAAACAAUCUUCCUAACAGGAGAGUAUUUCAUUUUUAAAAAUAUUUUUGUAGAUUAGUGCUACUUCUGGUUUCAUGAAUUAAUUCAAGCUAACAUAUUUCAAAACUACCUCCAGUUUAUAGUGACCAAUUCUUAAAAACUUUUAUGAACUGUACAGUUGCAUCCUUCAUGUUCACAAGAUCUUGUUUAGGAAGUGAUUGAAACUGGAUUCUUUUUUUUUAUUUUUUAAUUCUUUAGUCUUAGAGUAGGACUGUGAGUAAACAAGGAGAAAGCUAGUGAGUAUCUUACCACUUUGGAACAGGGACUGAUAGCAAUUAAUGUGUAUAUGUAUUUAAUUUUCUGUGUGUUUUAUAUGUGUGUGUAUGGGGGGAAGUUAAAAGAUCUCUUUAGUAGAUCAGUCUUAAAAGAUUAGAAAGGUUUUUUAGUGAUGCUUUUACAACUUCCUCUAAAACAUAUGUGUGUCAGCCUCUUUUAUGCUAAUGCUGGCUGUUGUAAACAGUGAAUUUGAUGUUAAUUUGAAAAUAAUUAUGAUUUAUAAAAAUAACACAUUUACCCGUUGCGGUAAAGAACACGUAAGACCGUAUUUUCUGCCUAAAACCUAAGCUUUUAAAUGUAAAUUCAUAUUAUACUUUUGAUACUUGUAACACUCUUCUUUUUUUGCCUCAUACAUAUUAACUACAAAUCCAGAGCUCGCGUUGUGUAGCGCGGGCGUCUCUUUUGGUGCUAAAACGGGAUGGUACAUGUUACUGAGGGUAUUCCUGCUACUUACUGACACUGUCCCUUAAUGAACAAACCAAACCAGUGAGGGAAACCUUCUCUGACAUUAAAACCAGGGCUUAAAGAACCGAUGGUAGGAGUGUCACCUUCCAGUGAACAUGAAUGUAUAGUUGCUUGUGAAUUAUCACUGCUCUUACGUAUGGCUCUGAUAGAAAGCUUGGAGAAUACAGGACUGCCACCAGCUCCUCAGGUGACAUCAAGGAAGAAAACGUGUUCCUGCAAGAGCUGAGACGUAGCACUUUGAGUUUCUUGAAAAAGAAAAUCUGCCAUUUCACGUGAAAAAUUGCAUAUCAAUUCUGAGCAGCUAAACAAAACACCGUAUCAAUAUGGGGAGUAAACUCAUUUGCUCAAUACAUGUUAAUAAUUAUUUCAGGUAAAUGCACUGAUGUUUUGGGGGUGGUUUUGGUAGUAAUGUGUUAAAUUACACAGUAGUCAGACAUCUGAUUAGGUGUUUCCUCUAAGCUAGAGAUGUUGAAAAUAACUGAUGAUGAGUAUCUUUUGCAAGUACUUUUUCUUACUUGGAGUAGUAUUUGUGAAGUCAUAGGAAAUAUUUUGGACUAAAUAUAAAAAUGAAAAACAGGUGUUUCAAGUACAUUUACUGCUAAUAAGAGGUUAGAAUAGUUACUAACAGGUUGAAUGAACGGUUAUAGUGGUGUUACAUCUUUGAAAGCAGUCCAGUUUAAAAUACAAUUUCAUGAACUAGAGUGUGUAAGUAAAGAUGAACUUUUCAGUAGAACUGAUAGAAAUUGUAGCUCCCUGUAUCUAUUGCACUGGAUAGCUCUGACCCAUAAUAAAAGAUAGUCAUCCAUGCUAGGAUACAUAAUACACUCCUAAACAUUUAUAGUAUCUCUGUACAAAAAAACCUUGCUAGAAAUAGAAUAUUCUAAGUGGUUUGGUUACACAGUGGAAAACUAGCACUGGUGAGACCACAUUGUCAUCUCCUCCUCCCUUAAGAUCUACACAGAGAGGGGAAAAAGAAGUAAAUGCUGAUAACUGAAACUUUAUAGUGUGACCUUUGUUCCUGUGAUUUUCUUUUUGGGUUUGUUAUUAUCUUCCAGGAAGGGGCAUAGAAUAAUGAUGCUGCGUAUUCCUUUUCCCCAGACUGGACCCUUAUCUGCCCACACACUGAAUUUUAGGGGACAGCAUGACUCAUUUGCCGUAACAUAAACGUGUCCUGAGUUUAGUUACUGAACUGGUGAUUUCCAAACCGAUAUCUAGACAUGUAAAGAGGCAGUAAUUACUGUAGUGCUUCAAAAAUAAUAGGAAAAAAUGAACUUAAGACAGAGUUGCUAAUCUGAAGCAUUUGUUCAGUGUACAAUAAAUGACCUACCUUUUCACCAAAGAGGAGACACGGACUCUUUGAAAUUAAUAGUGGUGUUUGCAUUGGAGGAACACUUGGGCUAACAAAGCAGAAAUUGUGCAAUGCAGUUUACCAGUAAAAAUUGAACAGGGAGAAGCUUAAAGCUAGUUAAUUUUAUUCAAAAUAUUGAUUAAAAUAAAUCUAAAUGCAGAGUGCAACUGUAGAGUUGACAAGCGCAGGUUUCCUGAUGUCUGACAGAACUGACAGGUUCACUUUGGCUGCCAUUUCACUGUGACCCCCUUAAAAAUUCUGAAGUAUUGGACAAUUAUGUCUGAGGCUGUAAUGUUCAGGCACUUUAAGAAAGGAAAAAAGGUUCUAAUGUUUGGAAGUACAACAGAGGUAAAACCUUCUGUAAUGAAGAGCUGUAAGGAACAAACAUCAAAGGCCAGGGUUCUUCAUGGAAGGGACACAAUGAAGAAUGUGGAGAGGGCCAAGAAUUAGAAUUUCAUGUCAGGAAUUUUAGACCUGGAGCAAGGAGUAGGACAGUUUGGGAAGCCUGUAGAAUUAGAUUACAGGCAAAAUAAGGGGUCUUUACCUACGUUCCUCUGUAUUUAAAAAAAAAAAAAGAGAAGUCUAAAAGUAGGUGUAGCUCUGCAGUCACAAGGGCCAGUCUAAAUGCCCACUGUGUGAAGGCUACUAAUAACUGGCCCUAAAAUACCUUGCUGCUUAAAAACCACUGUUAAACCUCUUUGUUAAACAUAAAUCAUAAGGGGGGUUGUGUUGUUCUUUUGCAUCAUUGUUGUUUAACUGGUGCCCGUAAAUGGUUAUGGCUUUAAAAGGCUAUUCAACAAAAUACAUAUCCUUGUCUUAAACACCAGCAGUUUUGGAGGUGUAUUUUAAUGAUGGCUCUGUCUGUAAAAACACUAUGAAAAUAUUUUUGUGCAUUACAGAAGAUGCUGUGCUGCUGAACCACGUCCCUGACUCACAGCUACUGUAACAGAAGCUUUAGUUUUGGUUCCAUUUUGGUUUUUUCUUCUAUUACCUUUUCGCUUUACCCUUCCUUUUUUCUGUUAAUGUUGGGUUUUCUCCUCCUUUCCCAUCCUUUGUCACCUCAGGCCUAUACUUGAAUCUUUUUUUCACAAGCUCUCAUCCAUUCCUUUUUUUAUUUUUGCCUCUGUUCUGCCUUUUUGCCAUCAUUGAGCACUUAGCUACUUACACCGGAACUGAUGUCAUAGUAUUUAUUUUAAUUUUUUUAAGAAUGGAUACACUUUUUUCUUUAAUUAUAUACAUCUUUUACAAAACACUUAAUUUGCUGUAUCUAUCAGAUUUUUGGUAAAUCUUUGUGUAAAAAUCAGUGACAAAAGUAUACUUUGUUUAUUUACAAAAAUCCAGCACCUACCUGUGAACGACUUUAUUUUUAUAAAGUAACCUCUUACAAUUGGCUUUUCAAAUUUAAAGGUUUUUUUCUCUAGAAUUAGCUCAGUGGUUGGAAACUUUUUAUUCCAUUGCAUAUUAUCACGCUGCUGUCAUAUGCAGAAUUAGGUAAACACUUAAAUUAAUAUUCUGGAUAAAGAGGCAGCUUCUUUGCAGUAUUGACUAGAGAAAGUCUUCAAAGAACAGCCUGUAGAAGUAAAUCCAAGCAAAGUAUCAUUUGCUUGUGCUUUCAAUCCUUAUUUUCUCUGACACUUCAUCAGUUUAUAGGUUUAUUUUGCUGUCUGCAGUGGUUUGCAGUGCAGAUGUGCUGUAAGCAAGCUGUUUUAAUGACUUUCUUGCUGGAAUGGUAGAGAUUUCAUCUCCCCGUGACACAGUAUUGUGGACAGAUUGCUGAGUGAGAGUUCUGGGGGGAGAAAAGUUGAUACACUAACUAGGACAGUAUAUUGUGUAUGUGCUGCUCUUAAAGAGAUAACGUGUAAGAUUAGCUAAUUUCAGCAGAAGGUGUGGUGUCUUUAAAUAUGUGUGCUUACAUAUUUGGAUUUAUAAUUUUGAUACUUAAAGCGUGGUUUCUUUAGGUGUUUCUGCAUUCUGACUUUAAGUUUAAAAAUAUAUAUAUAUUUGCAUAUAUAUGAGGUAUGUGGAGAACUUUUACAAAUGCUUCAUUAACAAAUAAUAUAAAUAGUUGUUUUCCUAAUGUUAACCAGCUUCUGAAGAGUUAAGCACAACUAGUUACAAAUUAAAUGUCUUUUCAUUCUCCUAUAAAAGUGCAGUUCUACUCUUUAAAAAGAAUUCUGUAUAAAAAAGCAACAGAUGGGCACAUUCCCAGAUCUGUGUGCUUAGUUAAAAAACUCAGUGUUUGUUUCCAGCUGCUCACGCUUCUUAGAAGCGUGGGAUUUAGGCUGGAUGAGCAGGUAUCCAAAGCUUUUAGUGGAUACAUUUUAAUAUUCAGAUCCCAGGGCAAGCAUAUUUUGAGAUAAACAGCUUUGUCCUGGAGACGAUGCUGGGCACAAAAUUAUGGAAAUUUUUAAUGACUGUUCUUGAGUCUCUUAAUUUGUUUGUUGGUUUGUUGUUAUUUUUUUUAUUUCCUAGAGUAGAACCACACUUUAACUGCCAUAUCAUGUUUAAAUGACUUAAACAUAACAUGGCUUUGUGCCAUCCAAUAACGAAGGCACUGUCUUGCUGCUACUUUCUGUGAAAUUAUACACAAUUAAGGGAAAACUAUUUGGAUGGGGAGCCUUAAUAUGGUUAAAAAGAAACAUAAUUAACCCUUUGGGUGCCUUAAGACAUAUCUCCUUUAAUAAACGGGCACUCACUUGGAUCUGCAGGCAUACAGCUGGAUUAGAUUAUUGCCUUAAGUGACAAUGCCCUGGGAUUCCUGAAACUUGGAACUCAAAGGGUUAUUUUGGACUACUGUUUAAAAAACAAGUUCCCUAAACAGGGAACAAAAAUGAAAAGAGCUUUGAAAAAUUCCUUUGCGUACUAUUGUUGUUAUUUUUACAUGAUGGGUUUAUCAGCUUUCAGGGGCAAAAUUAUUGCAGAACUUCUGAAAAUGCUCAACUGGCCGAAGAAUUCUGCCCAGAGGAAAAGAGUACCUGGUAUUCUUUUACGACUGUAUGUGCAAAAUAAACUGCUUUAUUAAGUAUAAAUUCAGGAGGACAUGCACAUUUGUGUGUUUAUCUUGAUGACGGUGCAGGAUACAGUAAAGGCAAUAAAAAUAUAACAAGGCCAGUGUGUUUAAUCAGCUUAUUACACAUUAAAGAUGCACAGUGCAGACAACUCUAUUCUGAAUAGAAUUUCUAUAAAUGAUGCGGUUUCAAACCUGCAUCACAAAAAUAAAGCUGUCAAAUUUAAAUUACACUCUUGCAGUCCUGGCUAUCUGGAGUUGAAGAUAAAUGUGAUGCUUUUUUUCCCUUGAAGGGGGAAAAAAGUAGUUUAGGUACAUGCAGUGUUGAAAGCAAUGGAAAUAACAGGAGUCUAACUCACAAAAACUGAGUAAAAAUUAAUUGACUAAUGUUUUCAUUCUAAUGUGUGCACCUUUAGUUGUGUAAUGGUCCCUUUUACUGAAGAAUGGGAUAGAAUUUUUUACUUGCAUAUGGACUUGAAAUAACCAAGAGUCUUGGCAUUGCCUGUUCUGGCUUUGGAUGUACAUUGUACUGAAACUAUUGAAUUUUAGCAAUUUCUUUUAGACAUUUAACUGAAAGUUAAAAUGGCUAGUAAACUGCAUUCUGACUGUAGAAUUUAAGUACUAAAUAAACUCUAUGCAUAUUAGA
Messenger RNA from Myiozetetes cayanensis, 15217 nucleotides. It is a transcript of the gene RO60, whose product is annotated as Ro60, Y RNA binding protein. NCBI's taxonomy places the organism in Eukaryota, Metazoa, Chordata, Aves, Passeriformes, Tyrannidae. The record is from RefSeq and is a predicted model, not a curated record. Gene Ontology annotation, molecular function: RNA binding. Gene Ontology annotation, cellular component: ribonucleoprotein complex.